GCCGUCGCCGUCAAGGCCCCAGGGAGCGCGGGGCGCCGCCGCCGCCACUCCUCGGCUGGGUUUAGUCUCCAGGACUGCGCCGGGGCCGGCAGCCGCGGCUGCAGAGCAGCAGGAGCCGGGAGCCACGCUCCGCUACGAGUUGGGCAGGGAAGCGCCCGCGCCUCUGCGGCGUCAUGGGCCCCCUCCCCGGGCCUCAGCGGACAACAGCCGCGGGAACCCCCGGGCCUCCUCGCGGCCGAGCCUGAGCUACCCCCCGUUUCUCCGGCGCCCUCUCCCUUCGCCCUCUUUUUUUCCUGCCCUCGCCGCCGCUACCGCUUCAGCUCUCCGUUAUGGCAACGGAGCCACCAUCCCCCCUCCGGCUCGAGGCGUCCGGCCCCCCAGAAAUGAGGACCCCACCGGAGAGCGAGGCCGUCUCUGAGAGCACCCCGAAGCGGGCGAGCGGCAGGCUCCGCUUCCUCAACGGCUGCGUGCCCCUCUCGCAUCAGGUGGCCGGGCACAUGUACGGAAAGGACAAAGUGGGUAUAUUGCAACAUCCAGAUGGCACAGUUUUGAAACAGUUACAGCCACCCCCAAGGGGUCCAAGAGAGCUAGAAUUCUAUAAUAUGGUAAGUGAGGUUUAUGCUGCUGAUUGUACUGAUGGUGUUCUUAUAGAGCUACGAAAGUAUUUGCCAAAAUAUUACGGCAUCUGGUCACCUCCCACUGCACCAAAUGAUUUGUACCUGAAACUGGAAGAUGUGACCCAUAAAUUUAAUAAGCCCUGUAUAAUGGAUGUAAAGAUAGGGCGAAAAAGCUAUGAUCCUUUUGCUUCAGCUGAGAAGAUUCAGCAACAGGUCAGCAAGUACCCGUUAAUGGAAGAGAUUGGGUUCUUGGUGCUUGGCAUGAGGGUUUAUCACGUUCAUUCUGAUAGCUAUGAGACACAAAAUCAGCACUAUGGAAGAAGCUUAACAAAAGAAACUCUAAAGGAUGGGAUUUCCAGGUUUUUUCAUAAUGGGUUCUGCUUAAGAAAAGAUGCUGUUGCUGCCAGUAUUCAUAAGAUUGAGAAUAUUCUGCAGUGGUUUGAAACCCAGAAGCAGCUUAACUUUUAUGCAAGUUCAUUACUGUUUGUUUAUGAAGGUUCAUCUCAGCCAACUACUACAAAAUCAAAUGACAGAACUUUGGCAGAAAAAUUUUUGUUCAAAGGACAACUCUCAGACACAGAUGUAUUGGAGUACAAUAAUAACUUUCGAGUGUUAAGUUCCACAGCGAAUGGAAAAAUAGAGGCUUCAGUAGGCAAAAGCUUGUCCAAGAUGUAUGCUCGUCACAGAAAAAUGUAUUCAAAAAAGCAUCACAGUCAGACUUCAUUGAAAGUUGAAAAUAUAGAGCAAGACAAUGGGUGGAAAAGCUUGUCACAGGAACAUUUAAACGGAAAUGUACUUACCCAACUGGAAAAAGUUUUCUACCAUUUUCCCACUGAUUGCCAAGAGAUUGCAGAAGUAGAAGUGCGAAUGAUAGAUUUUGCUCAUGUUUUCCCUAGCAACACAAUAGAUGAGGGAUAUGUUUAUGGGCUGAAGCAUUUAAUUACUGUACUGCAGAGUAUUUUAGACAAUUGAAGCCUUUGCUGCAGACUUUAUAAGGGGUGGGGCAAUCAGUGAAGAGCAGCAAUCAAUAUCUCUGUACUUGUAAGGCUAUGUAAAAAAUUUGUAUUGUGAGUCUACAUUUUAUUUGUCUUUAUACUUUUGGUAGAAGGGUUAACUUUUUUAUAAUCUUACUCAGGAAAACUAAUUAUUUGUUCAUUUAAAAACUAUGAAGAAUAAAGAAACUUCGGAAUGUUAAGCAGGGAAUGUGGUGGUACCUGGUUUAAACAUUUAUUUGGCUCAAGCAACACGCAAACAUUCAGUCAUUAAGAGUUUAGUUUUUUGUAGCCAGUUUAUCAUGAAAUCUCUGUCCACCCAUAACCUUGACAAUGAGCCAUAUCUUAACUCAUUACAUUAUGAGAACACUUUCAAAAAUCUAGAAAGCACAGGUUAAUGUCCUUAGUAGUGCUAUAUGAAGUUAUUAAAACUGGAGAAAAUUCUACUUCAGAAAUAAGUACUGUUUAGGUUUUAUAUUAAAAGUUCAGACCAGCAUAUCAAAAGGUGCUUCUUAGUGAAAUUAUUUCAAAUUAUUGCAUUCCAAAAGCAGAUUUUUCCCUUUAAUUUUCAUUUACAUUCAUAUUUCAAAAUACUGUAUACUUCAUGAAAAAGCUAAUUGAAAUGGACAACAACAACAACAAAAAUCUUGAAAUUAAGGGCAUUAAUAAUUAUUCUUGCCAGGACAAGAAGAGAGAAGAUACUUGGAAGGAACGAAAAAAAUUUUUUUUUAAAUCUUAUUUAUGGGCAAAUUGGAAUGUAUAUUUACUACAUCACGAAAAGUGUUAUAAAUCAUAUAAUACCUUCUCCAACAGCAACUUCAAAAAGGUGGAUGUUUGAAGUUUUUUUCUUAUUUCUUUUAAAUAACUUGAGUUUUUUUUUUUUUUAAUCUUUGUAUGUCUCCAUUCAGUUAAGCAGUAGUAUAAAUAUGUUGCUAAAAAUAGUGUUUCUCAGAAUUCUAACAAGCAGUGAAGGACAACAUCCAACAUUGUGAGUAUUAUCAAAAGUACUAUGUAAAUUAGUAAAUCAUAGAGAUUUUCAUGCAUAUCUAAAUCCAGGCUUCUAUUUUACUCUUACUCAGAAUAUUUUUAUAAUAUAUUCUAGAGAGAAAUUAUAAUUUAGUUUCGUGGAGGGGGGGCAAUGCUAUUUUUCUUGGGUACAUUAGAUUCUGUACAAUGUGUAUUUCACAUCUACCACCUUUUUAAAAAUAACCAGUUGUUAUUGAAAGUGUUUAAAACUUUGAAAUUAAAUUUGCAAAUAUGGUAGAUGUUUAUGCUCUCAUUACUUGCAUUUUGAUUCACUAAUAACCCAUCUAAGUAGUUAGCGGUUUUGCCAUAUUCCUGGAAAAUGUUUUAGAGUUGUGCAUUGCUAGAUUCUCUCCCCCAUGCACACACCUUUUCCCCCCUCUAGAAUUACAAAUUAAACUUAAAUCCAACCACCUUUUUUGGGUGUAGAGGAAUGAAUGUACCACAAUUUUACAUAAACCUCACCUUUCCAAUCCUCUCUAAGGACACUUUGCAAUAAUACAUCAGCACAAACAGAAGUACCAAAUUCUCUAUGAAUCCUGUGCUUAGUAUAUCUAUUAAACAUGAGUAACUAAAAUUCAUAUGCAUUUUGUUAUAGCAAAAUUCGAUUGUUUUAAAUUUUUUAUUUAGAGUCAUUGUAAGUAUUUUCCAUAGGGACUUCAUAUUUUUCUCUACUGCCUAAAUGGGUAUUGACUUUUGCUUUUUUUGUGGGGAUGAAUUUCAAGUCAUAAUUAAUAGUCAAAAAUUUUUUAGUUUUAUUUUAUUUCUCCUACAAUAUAGACUUCUGUUGUUGUUGUUGUUUGGAUAUGGUUCAAUAAAUCUUAAGUUCAGAUAAUUAGACACUAUUUUGAAUCAGAACAAAAUAAGGCUUUUUUUGUAUGGGAAGGUAUCAGCCUAUGUACAAUGAAUUUAAUACAUUUAAGUAUUAUCAAGUUUUUUGCACAUUUUAGCUCAAUUAAGUGAAUGAACUGUUCCAGAUUUUCUUUAUUCAUAUUUGGAAAUACAGUUUUGUAAAAUCAGUGUCUUAACCUUUUUGAUAAUAGGUCAUGUUUUGUUUUAUUUUAAUAAAACAAUCUCUUUUGUUUUUCAGGGAAGGGAUUAACAUUUAAUUCUGUUUGUUUACAUUUUUUAUCACUGUUAUCCAAUGCUCAUUUUAUGUUACUUUAUAAGUAAGCUUACAUACAACAGAAUAAGUGUCUGUUUAUGUAAUCUACCUGUGACUAUUUUACUAUCUAGUCCAGUCACUUAGCAUUAUGCUGAUACUUACCACUGUGGGAAUGAAUGAUCACUAUUCGCCAAGCAUAUUUAAACAUGUAAAUGUUUAAGAAGUAAACAUGAUAAAGAUAUAGUUUGGGUUAGCAGGAUUAUAAAAAAAUUUUUUUCCACUAGGGAACACAAAUAAUGAUUUUAGUGUAUUUCUUAAGGAAUGCACUCAAAAAGAACUUUAAGAAAUUAUGGAGAGUGAAUAAUACAUUUCUCUAAUAAAAAUUUAAAUUGUAUAAUAGUUUUAUAAUAAAGUAUUUACAUCAAUUGAUAUUUUAAUAUGGAUGGAAGUUGCAUAGAUGCAAAUAUUAAUAAAAAUUGAUAAAUGAUAAAUAUUUUAUCUAAAUAGUUUUUCAAGAAACAGUUGUGAAAAUGUAUAUUAAAUGGCUCUAACAUGGAGCUUGGUAUUUUCAACUCAGUAUUCAUUAUUCUAACAUGGAGCGUGGUAUUUUCAACUCAGUAUUCAUUCUUUAUUUUACGUGUCUGGAAAGAUUGUGCUUACUAUGCCUCUUACACUACAAUUUGCUGUUGUGGGGCUUUAGAUUGUGUUCAACUGAAUAAGAACUUGUGUUCUGAUUUUGAUUGAGUAUAAUUUACUAUGUUCUGAUUUUCAAGAUGUUCUUCAUAUCAUCUAUCAAAUUUUUAACAUAAGAAAGAAAUUUUCGGAGAUAUUUCAGUUGCAAUUUUCUUGUUCCAUGCAACUGAAAAUAUUUGUUUCUAGGAUUUGGAAUAUUGUAGAAGACAAAAGAUGAAAGAAAAUGGUAAAACAAUGAAAGAAUUUUAUUUGUGAAAUUACAGAAAUUUUGUCCACUAUUUUAAAGCAUUGUCAUCAUUUUAGUACUGUUUUCUCAUAGAAGUUCGGCAUUUGAUACUUUAAAACUUGAUUUGCUUUAAAAAAUUGUUUACAAUGCUUUGUAAUAAUCUUUCUUAUCCAGUGCCUUUAACCUUGAUUUGAUGUAUGUGUAGCCUCAGUUAUCCUUCCAUUGCAUCCUAUAAUGUUAUCAUAGUGUAGACAUCAAUUUCUUUUUAAAAAUUGUUGUCAAUUUGAUUGCGUAAAGAGAUAAAUUGUCUUUUAAUGCUUUGGGAAAACAAGUAGAGUUGCCUGUGGAGACCAGGAUUCUUAGUUCAUUCAAAAAUAUUUACUGGAUAUCUACCAGGUGCCAAGUAUUGAUAGCCCCUAAAUAAUAGUUGUGAACUAAAUACAUAAUUGUGAACCAAUCUGACAAAGCCCUAACUAUUUCUAGUGUUCUGUCCAGAUGGGGUGGGGUUGGAGGCUGAAUUAAAAUAGAGAUAUAGAGAAAUAUUCAUUUAAAGAUAAUAAAGUUAAUUAGCAUUUGGAUUUGUGUACAAAUAAAGUAAUUAUUGAGUUGAGAUGAAGCAACUAAUAAUGUUAGAGAGAGGUUAAAAAUAAUACUUUGCAGCAUUGCACCCUCUAUUUGACUUUGAGUUCAGGUAGUAAUUACAGAUAGCAUAAAAAGACCUUAAUUUUUCAUUUUUCUUGCUAGUAAAGGUACGUUUACUCAGACUGUCCAUUUAGAUUAGUGUUUUAACAUAAUAUUACUGUGAAAAACAUUCCAUUCUAUAUUCAUAAGAGAAUUACUGCACAUUUUUUACAUUGCAUUUUACAAUUUAGCACAAAUGUUUUAGGCCUCAAUCUUACCUGCAAAUCACUGAUAUUUUAAAUUUGGCAAUGAAUAUGAAAUUAAUUUUUGACCCACAAGAGUGAUUUUAUGACUUAAAAUGCUUGUUAAUAUUUAGGAAGGUUUGAGUUUCCAUUUUGGGAGAGUUAGUGUUUAAAUUCUUAUUACUUAUUUUGAUAGCAUCUAGUAAGAGGAAACAGUAUUCAUGCAACUUAAACAAAUUAAAAUAUACUUCCAAGAAUUUUCUUUAAUUGUUGAACUUUGUCAUCACUGGGGUUAAAUUUUGGCCUGGUAGUCACUUACAAUAUAAACAACUUUAAUAAUGAAGUGAAAUAGUCUUAAGUAUGAUGUAUGAUGCCCCUGCAUAUACAUGAUAACAGUGUGCACAGAGACACUUUACUGUGGGAGCUGUACUGGAAGAUUUAUGGAAGCAUGUGAACUUGCACCUAAAAUUGUGUUAUUAGUGACUAUGCUAAAUUUAUUGUACUUGAUGAAUGAAUGUAUUUAGUCAGUUACUUUGGUUUAAAUGUCUAAACCAUGUCUCUUUUUUUAAUGUGUUUGUAAUUUGUAUUAUUGAUGGGGGGUAUUCGUGGACUGCAGGGGUUAUUGUCAAUGUGUGAUUUUAUUUUAUAGAAUCAUCUAAUGUGAUAUACUGAUUUUUAUAAGUGAUAUUUAGGGAAUUCUAAUAACUGUAUAUUUGACAACCUAUUAAAAUGUUUUGCAUUGGAGCUUUUUUUUUUCAUUAAUUGUAACAUGCCAACAAACUCAUGGUAGGUUUAAAACUAACUUACUCAUUCAACAAAUAUUCGAGUGCAUAUUAUGUACUAGAAACUAUAAGAAUCAUUAAGGAUUCAAAGAUGAUUAAGACCAGGAUGUUAAUAGAAGCCUAUGCAUUAGAAAAAGUAUGGGUGGCCGGUUAGCCCAGUUGGUUGGAGCGUGGUG
Molecule: messenger RNA, 6477 nt
Organism: Rhinolophus ferrumequinum (greater horseshoe bat)
Lineage: Eukaryota; Metazoa; Chordata; Mammalia; Chiroptera; Rhinolophidae
Gene: IPMK
Product: inositol polyphosphate multikinase
Exons: 6
Coding region: 330-1589 (419 amino acids)
Biological process (GO): inositol phosphate biosynthetic process
Cellular component (GO): nucleus; cytoplasm
Molecular function (GO): inositol-1,4,5-trisphosphate 3-kinase activity; inositol tetrakisphosphate kinase activity
Source: RefSeq, a predicted model, not a curated record